AAACCUGAUGCGCCAGCAGACCAACAAUGAGGCUGUGCGGUCAAAACUCGACACGCAGAUGCGCGAGGGCCGGAGAAACCUCGAGUUCUUUGAGGGGAAGCUGCGCGAGCUGCAGAUCCGCCGCAUGGGGUCCGCCGUCGACAACAUGUCCAUCGGCGGCACCACGCUAGGGUCCUUUCGGAGUUCUGACCAGCGCGCCGACGGCGGGGGUCCGCCUGCCCCCCCCCCAAGGACGCAUCGGGCUAUGGGGAUCCCUCGGGCUACGGCGGCCAGGGCCAGUACGGCCAGCCUGGCGGUCCCGGCGGCGAGCUGAUGCCCGCCCACGGGCCCUUCCCCGGCCAGCCCCCCAACUCGGCCAUACCCAAGGCGCGAACCAACUUCACUAAACUCGAUCUUAUCAAAUUCGACACUCCUUAUCUCGGGCCCCGGAUUCAGCUGAUGCUGUCGCAGAUCCAGUUCAAGCUUAAUGUGGAGGAGCAGUAUCUCAAAGGCAUCGAGAAGAUGGUGCAGCUCUACCAGAUGGAGGGCGACAAAAAGAGCCGUGCCGAUGCCGCCGCCCGGCGGGUUGAGAGCAGGCAAAAAAUUGUUAUUCUCAAGCAGGCGCUCAAGAGAUACGAGGAGCUCCAUAUUGACAUGGAAGUUGAAUCUCCGGAUGAUGAUAGUAUUAACAUGCCGAAUUUGAGGAAGCCACUGAGCGGUCAGCUCUCCAUUCGUAUCUUGGCAGUGAAGGAUGUCGACCACUCGCCGCUGGGCCGCUUUUCCCGUGCCCCCGAGACUUUUGUGGCUGUGAAAGUUGAAGAUAACGUGGUGGCGCGCACGAGAGCCUCGAGAACAGAUAGAUGGGAAGCCGAGUUCCAUACCGUCGAAGUCGAUAAGGCAAACGAGGUGGAGCUUACAGUUUACGACAAGCCUGGCGAGCACCCCAUGCCAAUUGCUCUGCUCUGGGUCCGGAUCUCGGAUAUCGUCGAGGAGCUUCGCCGCAAAAGGAUCGAAGCCGAGACCAACACCAUGGGGUGGGUUUCGGCUGACCGUCUAGGAUCGGGUCCCAGGGCUCCUCCCCCGCAGUUUCCGAUGGGCUCACAGGGUCCCCAGUUCGCAGGGCCACCAACGUCCCCGGGGCAGCAACACCAAAGCACCAUGUAUCACGCGCCACCCCAGCAGGCCCCCGUCAUGUCCCAACCGAUCGAUGCUUGGUUCAACCUCGAGCCCACAGGUCAAAUACAUUUGAGUCUCAACUUCGCCAAGGAGAACAAAGAAUCCCGGCCGAUGGACCUCGGUCUUAACCGCAAGGGUGCUGUCCGACAGCGGAAGGAGGAGGUUCACGAAAUGUACGGCCACAAGUUCCUCCAGCGCCAGUUCUACAACAUCAUGCGCUGCGCCCUCUGCGGCGAUUUUCUCAAGUACUCGGCCGGCAUGCAGUGCGAGGACUGCAAGUACACGUGCCAUACCAAAUGCUACACCAGCGUCGUUACCAAGUGUAUCAGCAAAAGCAACGCCGAGACUGAUCCAGACGAGGAGAAGAUUAACCACAGGAUACCUCAUCGUUUCCAGCCCUUCUCCAACCUCACGGCCAACUGGUGCUGUCAUUGUGGCUAUAUGCUUCCCAUUGGGUCCAAGAAGAACUCAAGAAGAUGCACAGAAUGCAGUCUUACCGCUCACGCCCAGUGUGUCCACCUUGUCCCCGACUUCUGCGGCAUGUCUAUGGCUGUGGCAAACCAGAUCUUGGAAGGCAUUCGAUCCCAGAAAAAGAACCGGCAAACCUUAGGCUCGCCCUUGAGUGAGCGAACUCUCAGGCAAGGGGCCGGCAAGCAAGGUUCGAUGAGCACACAGGGGAGCUCAACAUAUGUCUCUUCAUCCUAUGCCCCAACCAUUGCGUCGCCUGAAGCAACAGAGGCCGCCAAGCUUAUGUACAGCCAUACCACUCCGCAGCGGCCCUCUGGCCCAGAACGAACUCAAACGUCCUCCUCGAUUGCCGCAUCGGCUGCAGCCGCGGCCGCGAUGGCCGCCAAGGCAAGCAGUCCUCAGCCUCAGCAGUCGUCUAUGGGUGCGAUCCCAGACUUUGGUCCCGGCCAUUACGGCUCCCAGAUCGGAUAUGGUGGUCGUCAAGACUCGCGGGAUGACGACCUCUAUGGUUCACCUGUGCAGCAACAAUCGCCGCAGCAACCACAGCAGCAGCCGUACGGCCAGCCACAGCAGCAACAGAGAAAAUACAACCCUGCGGACUAUGCAAACAUUGGCGCAUAUCCUACUCAACCCCAAGUGCAGAGUCGUCCGGCUCAGCAAGCCCAGCCUCAGCAGACAGCGCAGCAGCAAAUGUACCAGCAAUCACAACAAAUGCCGACAGUCAAACCUCAACUGGCGCCUGCUCCCGUAGAUGCCUUGGUGCCUUCGGCCUCGCGCGUGCCAGUCCCAACCAAGAAGCCACUGCCAUCCGCAACCGACCCGGGUACAGGGAUGCGGAUCGGCCUCGACAACUUUAACUUCCUGGCCGUCCUUGGUAAAGGCAACUUUGGCAAGGUCAUGCUCGCCGAGACCAAGGUAUCGCGAAAGCUCUACGCUAUCAAGGUACUUAAGAAGGAAUUUAUAAUAGAAAACGACGAAGUUGAGAGCAUUCGGUCGGAGAAGAGGGUCUUUUUGGUUGCCAACCGCGAGCGCCAUCCGUUCUUGACCAAUCUUCAUGCGUGCUUCCAGACCGAGACUAGAGUCUACUUCGUCAUGGAGUACAUUAGUGGUGGCGAUCUCAUGUUACACAUUCAGCGUGGGCAGUUUGGCACAAAGCGGGCACAAUUUUAUGCUGCCGAGGUGUGUCUUGCACUUAAGUACUUUCACGAAAACGGCGUUAUCUACCGAGAUCUUAAGCUUGACAACAUCCUUUUGACACUUGAUGGGCACAUCAAGGUUGCCGACUACGGUCUCUGCAAGGAGGAUAUGUGGUACGGCUCGACGACGAGCACGUUCUGCGGCACGCCAGAGUUUAUGGCCCCCGAGAUUCUUCUCGAUAAAAAAUACGGCCGGGCCGUGGACUGGUGGGCUUUCGGCGUUCUAAUCUAUCAGAUGCUGCUUCAGCAAUCGCCCUUCCGCGGCGAGGAUGAGGACGAAAUCUACGACGCUAUCCUUGCCGACGAACCUUUGUACCCCAUUCACAUGCCGCGCGACAGUGUGUCCAUUUUGCAGAAACUGCUCACGCGCGAACCGGACCAGCGGCUGGGGAGCGGGCCGACGGACGCCCAGGAGGUGAUGUCGCAGCCCUUCUUCCGCAACAUCAGCUGGGACGACAUCUACCACAAGCGCGUGCAGCCGCCGUUCCUGCCUCAGAUUAAGAGUGCCACCGAUACCAGUAACUUUGAUAGCGAGUUCACGAGCGUUACUCCGGUUCUUACCCCGGUGCAACGUGGGGUGUAAACCGCUGCUGUUCGCCCUUUGUCCUCGUCGGGUUAAUUAUGAGGGGGGAGGAUGGGACGUUCUCUACUCUUCUCUUCACUUCUAUCGUCCGUCUAUGCUUCCCCCCUUGCCAAACCCGAAGCCAAAGACAUCUUUUUUUAUCACUGGAUGGAUAUCUAAAUUUCUUCUAUUCGGGUCCCCCCAACGUUUGAGGCAGAAGGCCCGUGCCGCCUUGGCUUGCCCGUGGGCUAUGCAAUAACCAACGUCCACAUCAUUAGCCUACUACCGUAGAAAUUCGGGGGAAAAAAG
This is a messenger RNA of Lasiosphaeria miniovina, 3690 nucleotides long. RefSeq lists its product as uncharacterized. Gene Ontology annotation, cellular component: cytoplasm; nucleus. Gene Ontology annotation, molecular function: ATP binding; diacylglycerol-dependent serine/threonine kinase activity. The transcript has 7 exons. Gene Ontology annotation, biological process: signal transduction; protein phosphorylation; fungal-type cell wall biogenesis. The record is from RefSeq and is a predicted model, not a curated record. Bases 313 to 3402 code for a protein of 1029 amino acids. NCBI's taxonomy places the organism in Eukaryota, Fungi, Ascomycota, Sordariomycetes, Sordariales, Lasiosphaeriaceae.